Osmerus eperlanus (European smelt) is the source of this 4667-nucleotide messenger RNA. It is a transcript of the gene ntf3, whose product is annotated as neurotrophin 3. Lineage: Eukaryota; Metazoa; Chordata; Actinopteri; Osmeriformes; Osmeridae. Gene Ontology annotation, molecular function: growth factor activity; nerve growth factor receptor binding. The record is from RefSeq and is a predicted model, not a curated record. Gene Ontology annotation, cellular component: axon; synaptic vesicle; dendrite. The coding region runs from base 120 to 986 and encodes 288 amino acids. The transcript is spliced from 2 exons. Gene Ontology annotation, biological process: positive regulation of peptidyl-serine phosphorylation; negative regulation of neuron apoptotic process; cell surface receptor protein tyrosine kinase signaling pathway.
GAUAACAAAACUGGUGUGGCACGCACGCAGUGCGCUUUGAAGUGGGACAUUUUGAAAAGGAUUCUGUCUAAAAUCAUCACCUUAAUGUCGACUCGGCUGGAUAUUAACACACCGAUGCUAUGGUUACCUUUAUUACGAUCUUACAGGUGAAUCUAGUGAUGUCCAUCCUGUUGUCCGUCAUGUUCCUCGCGUACCUCUAUGGUAUCCAGGCAACCAAUAUGGAUCGGCAGCAGCCAACCCAGGACCCUCUCAACUCCCUCAUCAUCAAGCUGCUUCAGGCUGACCUGACCAGGGACCGACCCCGACAGGGCCAGGACCAGGGCCAAUGGGACAACCAUGGGGAGGGCCGGGACAAUGAGCCACAGGAUAAGCUACCCCCACUGGGCCUGCCAGGCCCCAACAGCCCCUUAGACGACCCGAUCUCCCCGGACAGGUGGAGCUCGAGCUCUGUCUCCCAGCCACUCACCUCCCUGUCCUCAGAACUGCUGACGCAGCACAAACGCUACAACUCCCCCCGGGUGCUGCUUAGCGACAGGCUGCCCCUCCAGCCCCCGCCCCUUUACCUCAUAGACGACUACACGGGCAGCUCGGACGGCGCUAACAACACAGGCGUCCGCAAGAAGCGCUACGCCGAGCACAAGAGCUACCGCGGCGAGUACUCGGUGUGCGACAGCGAGAGCCAGUGGGUGACCGACAAAACCAACGCGGUGGACAUCAGGGGACGUCACGUGACCGUGCUGGGACAAAUCAAGACCAGCGCCACGGCGGAGGUCAAACAGUACUUUUACGAGACCAAGUGUCGGACUGCCAAACCCUACAGAAGCGGCUGCCGAGGGAUCGACGACAAGCACUGGAACUCGCAGUGCAAGACGUCGCAGACGUACGUGCGCGCGCUCACGCAGGAGAGGAGCACCGUGGGCUGGCGCUGGAUACGCAUAGACACUUCCUGCGUCUGUGCGUUGUCACGGAAACACCGCAGGACAUGAAGCACGGCGGGGGUUGGAGAGGGGGGGGGGGAGAGCUGUACAUAUAAAUUAUUAUUUAAGUUAUAUGAAAUGCAUGUAGUUUAUACAUGUCUAUAUAUAUGAUGUGUAAAUAUAUUUGUGUUAUUUAUUGAAAUAUUCAUCCGAGGAAAAAUCUAUUCAAAGAAAGACAAAAAAAGACAAAAAGAAAGGACCACCUACGAACUCAUAGGAAUGACGCCAACUCGCCGGGCUGUGGGGACGUGGCGUGGCGAGAUUACGUGCCUUGAUUAAGCAUCGGUGCAGAGGGCACAGUGAAAUCACACAGGUCACGGCUGUAGAGGUCGGCCGAUACGGAAGACCGUUCACCAGACAGACACACACACCGAACAUACACGCACACACCCACAAACAUAUCAACGACAGUAUUCCUCACCAAGCUCAUUGUGUGAAAUCAUCACUGCUCUGCCAGUUACUGUAUGUACUUUUUACUAAAAAGAACAUGAUUCAAAUGUCUUUUAAACAUUGAUAAACUAUUCAUUGAUAUAGCCUGAGGGUAUAUACCUUCCGCUUUGCUGAUUCAACCAGGCAACGUGCCCCGUUGCUUUUUGAUAAAAAAAACUACUGAAACUGUAGCAUCUUAAACCACACAGGAACUGCAUGGCCUUCGACUGGGAACUUAACCGUGACCAGGUUACCAGUCUUUUUGGGGCCAGAAAUAGACCCAGAUCCAAUCUGAGAUCUACACAAGUCAUUCCAUUUCCAGAACACUUUCAUGUCAUGUGUGUGAAGGUUAAGGGCAGGGUUACAUCCCAACCAAGACAGCUGUCAUUUAACCAGAGACCCCAGGGGCGAGUGGAAAACUGUUAAACUAGGGGCAGAACAGUGAAGGUGCUAUUAUUCAGGAGGAUUCACUGAACAAGGAAAUACCACAAAAAGUGAAACCCAUUAUAUCCAAAAUCCCCCCAAAAAAGAAUGACCAGAGAAGCUGAAAAAAGGCUGAACUCAUGACUGGGUGUGAAGUUUGGGGAGGAUUGUUCUCUCCCAGAUUCCAAAGUAUUAACAACGGCAGUGUGUUGGCGUGAGAGCAAAGGACCUGCCUGUUGAUGUGAAACAGCCUAGACCUUAAAGAGACAGACGAUGGAACAGAGGUUUGGUUAAGGAGCCAUGUUUGACCAUUGAGGUCUCAACUGAAACCAAUUGUAAAGCUCCAGGCUUCACGGCGGCCAUUUUAAGCCACCGGCGAGCCAAUAGCAGGACUGGUACCCAUUGUGCAACCUUCCCCAACUUCUGCUCUAUGGUGUGACCCGUGGCUAUUAUCCUUGACCAAAGCCUCUCAGAAAAAUGUGACCAAUUAGACCCCUUUGUUGAGCAUUCAUUAACCCCACCCACUUUACGCGACUGCAUCUCUCUCCAGCUCCCCCACCCCAAACACCCAUGUGUGUGAGAGAAACGUAGGACACGUUCUCGUUCUUCGAACAAAAUCCUCAGUUGGACAGGGUAGAAAUGGCAUUUGUUUAGCUGCAAACUGACCGAGGGCAGAACGUGCCAUGGGUAAUGACAUAGCAGUCUUAUGUUGGGGCAAAGCUGCCUUAAGGAGAUGUACAUACGUGCAGAGCUGGGAUUUGAGGGGGUAAUCUGCCCUCUAAGAGGGCUUACCAAUUGGCAGGCCGAGGGGAGGAGAUAACAAUCUCUUCAGCUGGGGACACUAGAAUAAGGCAAGUCUUAUUUUUCCAUUGUGUCUCGCUAGGUAAACCUGCGCUCCAACGUAGACAAACCCAGAAGUUAACAAGGUGGGAACAGGAUUGUGGGAGGGUAACUAAAACGUAACUUGAGAUAUAUACGUAUGCUGGAGCUAAAGAGUUCUGUUUAAAUCCAUUAUUGACAUCAAUGGAAGAUCUGCAGGAAUGUGGGGUUGUGCGUGCAGGGAUGGGGAAUCCAAAAUGGUUUCCACAGCCCAAAGCUAUUCAUGGUAUUCAGAAGACAAGCCAGAGGAGGAUUUACAGGGCAGGAGUUGUCAGUGUUCAGGAGACAGACUGUGUCAGGCUGAAGCUCACGGUUAAACUCUAGAUUUGGCACCUGUCAGACUAACUGGUGGCAUUGAGAUAAGAUGACCCAGAUUAGCAAGCAACACUAAAAAGGUACCCGCAUACCAUAGAAUUUGAGACUUUCAACAGCCCCCCCCCAAAAGAAUUACCAAAAUAUGACCCCUCACAUACCCAAUGUGGAACAUUUCUUUAAAUGGGAAUAUCAGCACAGAGCACAUAUUCAACACAGGCCAAAAGACAAGACAACAUCACCGAUUCUCUAUAUCAACACACUUCACAUAAUCUGGAAACCCAGUAGGAUUUAAAGCGCUAUACUUGUUCGUGUUGUCCUUGGCAUCGCUAGACAGCACACUAUAAGACCUAAAACAUACACUUUGUACAGGCAGAUAAUGAAACGUUUGUGUAGGCAGCCGAAGGAGGAGUCUAAAUUGUGGGCUUCAGGACCUUGGGGGUUAGAGGACAUAGGAGGGAAGGAAAUUAGAAUGUUCUUAACAGAGAAUGAUUGACAGGUGGGGCUCCUGAGGGGGUGUAAGACCAUCUUUGCUUUGUUCCUCAGUGAUAACAGCUGGGAGAGAUCUGACACGCUGACCACCCACUCUACUGUGUGUGUGUGUCGUAAUCACAACUUAGUAUGUAUGGUGUUCUCGAAGAUCCAUACAAAGGAUGUUUCUAUGGGCUAAUGAACUACAAUAUGUCUGAGUGGGAGACAGGUUCACACACACACAGUUUCUCUAUAGACUUGACCGCAAUGCCUUUUUCUGCAACAUGCAUUAAUGCACAAAGACAGGCCUGAGAUCUGGAAGGCACACGACAAGGAACCACAAAUAUCUUUGCAGAACCCAUAAGGACUUGUUGUGGCAGAAAUUGCCUCUCCAAAACUCAAAGAACUUCAAGGAACUCCUAUAGACAGUCCAGAACUCAAAAUAUGAAAUGGACCUCAACUCUACAACGGGCCUGUGUUCUGCAGUAUGGCAAUACUGUGGUGAUUUAUGAAGUUGUAAUGUUUCCCUUUAUUAUUGGAUAUUAGUGUUGAUAAGUCCUGCUGUUGUCCUUCAAUCUUCCAUUGUUGCUGCUUAUUAAACCCCAUCAAUGAGAUCCUUAUCACUGGGCUGAAACCAAUGCACAUAAAACAGGCAAGGACUUUUGCUUUUCGUUCUGCUACCCAUGUUCCGAGCUAUUUGAAAAAAGUACAAGAAUGUGCCAAAACACAUACAUACACAUACACACUUUAAGGAAAAUCGAAAAGAUUCUUGUGUAACUACCGUUUUCCCAUCGUCUCCCCUCCCCUCUCUCCAGACUGCAAGACCACAACUAUGAAAUGUGACAAAAGCAGAUCUCUAUUUUCUUUGUAAAAGUCAGGCUCUCAGUCUGUUGGGUGUUUGUUGUUCAGUGAAGUACCCUCUGUUGCUGGCGUGUGUAACUGCCCCGUACCAGGCCCCCGCCCACGUUAGGCUUGUUUGUUUAGUUUGUCGGAGGCAUCUCCUCUGCUGCCCAUUUCCCUAAACACCCCCCUCCCCUCCCUCCUGGACUCCUGUCUGCUCCGCUGAUACUUGAAGGAGCGCUGAUCUGAGAGCAGCACUUAAAGACACUCUGUACCCCACCCCCCCACCCCCACAUCCCCACAACACCACCAGAAACAGCCGCCUGUCUGUGUGAA